AUGAGCAGCGUGGCUUCGGUUAUUUUACCCUCACCUUCAUCCUCUGCUCCACCCGAAGCAUUUGCACAAAAUUCAAUGUAUGGUAAAGGAUUUUACGAACCGGGUCAAUAUCAAGUGGCAUUGAAACGAUGUGAAAAUGGACAUGAUUUAGCUUUGCAUCUAUGUGAGAUGUUUGAUGAACGCACACAGAUUGAAAUGGCCUAUAUAAAUUCAUUAAAAAAUUGGUCUAAAAAAUGGCAUGGAGAAUUAGUUAAAUCUCAAGAAUAUGGCACAAAUAAAAAAGUUUGGGAUCAGACAGUGGCUACAGGAGAAGUAAUGGCCGAUAUUCAUUCGACAUUAGCGUCGAAUCUAAGCGAUAGUAUCACUCCAAAACUACGUCAAUGGCGCAAAGACAAUUAUGAAAAAUCACUCAUUCACUACAAAAAAACUAAAGAAUUCGAAAAAGAUUUUGAUUCUGUACAAAAAACGUGGAUAAAAUUGUUAGAUAAAAUUCAGGAAUUAAAACAAUCAUAUUAUCAAUCAUGUAAAAUGUUAAAGCAUGCGGAAGCCAAUGAACGAAAUGCCUCGGAUGAUGAACAACGACGAAAAUUAUCAGAUAAAGUUGAUGUGGCCAAACGUGAAGUUGGUUUUACACGAACCAAAUAUCAACAAGCAUUAAAGGAUAUGUCUGAUCAACGACCACGUUAUGAACAACAAAUGUCGGAGGUAUUCCAACGCACACAACAAUUUGAAAAGAAACGUCUCGAUUUUUUUAAAGAAACGUUCGAUGAAUACGAAAAAGUAUUAGAUCUUAACAAUAAUCCAAUGUUGAAAAAAAUGCACGAUGAUUAUCAACAAGCCUUGCAAAUGCAUGAUUCACAACAAGAUAUUACAUGGUGGGAUCAAAAUUAUGGUACUCAAACAAAUUGUCGUUGGCCUGAAUUCGAAGAAUAUCCAGAAGAAAAAUAA
This is a messenger RNA of Didymodactylos carnosus, 948 nucleotides long. NCBI's taxonomy places the organism in Eukaryota, Metazoa, Rotifera, Eurotatoria, Philodinida, Philodinidae. The record is from the annotation of a GenBank genome assembly.